Molecule: messenger RNA, 624 nt
Organism: Pneumocystis carinii B80
Lineage: Eukaryota; Fungi; Ascomycota; Pneumocystomycetes; Pneumocystales; Pneumocystaceae
Exons: 4
Coding region: 47-592 (181 amino acids)
Biological process (GO): protein folding
Cellular component (GO): cytoplasm
Source: RefSeq, a predicted model, not a curated record
UAUCGGUUGAUCGUCGGAUAAAGAUUUUUUAUAAAAGAGUUUAAGGAUGGGGGAUAACCAGACAUUUAUUAAUCCUAGUGUUCUUCAGAAGGUCGAACUAUGCAGUGGAACAGAGUAUGAAUGGAUGCAAACGUUAGGAGAGGUAGAAAUCCAUGUGCCGGUACCAUUAGGAACACGAGGAAGAGAUAUUAGUGUUUUACUAGAAAAAAAAUUAAUAAAAGUUGGACUUAAGAACAAAGAGCCAUUGAUUGAAGGAGAGCUUUUUAAAGAGAUAAAGCAGGAAGAAAGUACCUGGACACUUGAAAACCAAAAAGUGAUUAUUAUACACCUUGAGAAGAUAAAUAAGAUGGAGUGGUGGUCAUCAGUGGUCCAGGGACAUCCAUCUAUUGAUACGUCUAAGAUCCAGCCGGAAAAUUCGAAACUAGGAGAUUUAGAUGCGGAAACUCGAUCAAUGGUGGAAAAAAUGAUGUUUGAUCAGCGACAAAAGGAACUUGGAAAACCCACAAGUGAUGAAUUGAAAAAACAAGAGAUUUUGAAAAAGUUUCAGGAGCAACAUCCAGAACUAGAUUUUUCUAAAGCAAAAAUUAACUGAGUUACCUGAAACAAAAAAAAUAUCGUCAUUAG